Dibothriocephalus latus is the source of this 714-nucleotide messenger RNA. NCBI's taxonomy places the organism in Eukaryota, Metazoa, Platyhelminthes, Cestoda, Diphyllobothriidea, Diphyllobothriidae. The record is from the annotation of a GenBank genome assembly.
AUGUGGGCGAAGGUUCUAUGUCACGUCGACCAUCUUGCUCACGUCUGUUUCAAUUGGUUUAAACUUCGUUCAAUCCGCUGGAAACCGGGCGGUGCUGUCUACGUGAAAUGGGUCCUCUACAAGAUGCGAGUCGGCUUCCCCAUCGAUCAUUUUAUCCUCCUCUUUCGCAAGGUGAUCAGGCUGCCCAAUGGGGAGACCGGUUAUUCCGGUUUUCAAUAUGUUAUUGUACCCGGACACCUCGACGAAUACAAAGUCUCCGGUCUGGAAAGUCAUUCAAACUACAUGUUCGUCGUCUAUGGGGUGCAUGAACCACCACAAAUGCGUCCAUCGGAGGCCAUAUUCACCGGUGGACUUAAUGAUCGUAAAAUCACUCAGUUCAGUCAGGAGGUUUUUGUGCCUGCCGAAACGUCCAGACUGACCCCCGUCCCAUCUCUCUUUUUUUCUUUGUCCUCCUCGAUGAUCCCCCGCGCCCGACAGACGGAGCCAAAUGUCAUCGGUUUGAAUCCUCCCUCCCAGGCUAGUGACGAGACGCCGCCCACCAAACCUAGACUCUUCGACAUGAAUUCUACCUCCUCGAACUCCUUAAUGUUCCUCAUUCUCGGUGUCCUCGCGGGCUUCAUGCUGACGGUGAUGCUAGCCCUGGUAGCUGUCUGCUUCUGUCGUCAGCACAGGGAGAAACUGCGUCUACUUGCCCAGAUGAAUUCCAAUACUAAA